AUGUCAAAUCAACCAUCCAGCUCAUCCGCUUCGGAGAGCAUCCGUCGAUCCAAACGGAAGAGAAGCGAAUUUGAUGUGGUAGCCGCCGCCAACGGUAAUAACCAGAAAAAGAGCAAGCAAAUGUUAGACUUCGACGAUUCGGAUACGGAUUUGGAUGAAGACAAAUAUGAGAGCACGGACACCCCGGUGAUGAGAGCGUUGCUCAGAAACAGCAGAACGGAUGACAGUGAGGAGAGAAAUCGGAAGCACAGUGGAGAGGAGAACACGGAGACGAGCGCCUCCAGAAUGCCGCUUGUCAAACCGGAGAUCAGAACGGUUAGUCAUCCAACAGUAGAGAUGUGUCCUAAAACAGAUGUAGUUAGAAACGUAGCGGGUUUGAGUCAAUCAGAAAAGCGCCGAGAGCGAGAGGGUCCCCGAUGGUCACAGUUGUAAGGCCCGGGCCAGAAAAAAACUUCAGAAAAGAGAGCCUUCCCUUACAAUGUAAAACGUCAUCGUUUAAAAAAUCAUCUUUGUUUCAGAAAUCUGGAAGGCACGAGUGCCCGAAAUGCCCAGCCCACUAUGACAACGUGCGUGGUUUGGCGAAUCACAAGAAGAUGCACUCUGAAAAAAAAAGAGCGUUUGUAUGCACAGUCUGCGACUUUUCCUCGGUCACAGAGAAGUACCUGAAAAAGCACACCGUUCUGCAUCAGCCUUCCGCAGAGGUGGUCGCUUUGAAAUCUCUGCUCCGAGCGCCCGGAAGCAGAAAACCGUUCCCACCGUCCGUCAGCUUCCAAGACGACUGUAAAGCUGCUUCCCCGUCUCCGCCAGGGUCCCAGCCUGUUGAGCUGCUCCCCGCCGAUGCUGAUGGUAAUGUCGAGUGCCUGGAAGAGCACCUCGUUGUGAAUCAGGCCAAAGCCGAUCCAAGUGUGACGGGCAGUACGGAGGGAAGCUCCGACCCAACUCCUAGUGCAUUUUCUUCCGCAGAAGUGGUCCCGUCAAUGUCUGCGAUUCGAGCGCCUGGAAGCAGGAAGCCGUUCCCACUGUGCAUCGAUUUUGAAGACGACUCUGAGGAUGAUACCCCGACUCCGCCAGAGAACCAGCCAGUUGAGCUGCUCCCCGCGCAAGCUGAUGAUCAUGUCGCAGAAGAUGAUGCUGAUAGACAGGAAGAAGUUGCGGUGAGAAGAUCAACUCGAACGUCUCACCAGAUUGUGCAAAUUCCCGCUGCAAGAGUGAUCAAGAAGAGAGAGAAGACUGUCCGGAAGCCAAAAGCCGUGUUGGAUGAUUUGCAACUGCCGGAGUCGUCUUUGCCUGUUUCUUCCGCACCUGUGAAACCACAGAAGAAGAUUAGAUCCGCAGUGUUGAUGAAACAAAUGGUUGCGGAAAUGAUGAAAACGUCGAUGUCGGCGAACAGACAUGAAACCAUUAGUAAGUCAAUUUUGUUUUAUUCGACGGGCACACAAUAGCAUUUCAGUUCACAAGCAUCAGUGCAAAGAGUGCCCCUACGGAUCGUCGAUCGAGAAUGAGCUCCGUGAUCAUCAGCUGUCGCACACUGGACCAUCUGAUGCUCGCCCUUUCAACUGCUCUGAUUGCUCAUUUGCCGUCAAUGAUGCCGCCAUUCUGCUCAACCACGUCGCGUUACACGAUAACGAGUCCGGGCGGCCAGUCGAACCAAUGUCUGCGGAGCGAGAUGAUGGCCGCGUCCACUGUAAAAACUGUACGUUCUCCGCUGUAUCUGCCGAGAAGCUUGCGCUUCACGCUGCUCUGCAUCGGCAAGACCUCGUUAACACCCUGAACUUGGUAGUUAUGAAAAAGCUGUCGGCUCGGCAAUUCCAACAGCAAAAGAUGUGCCCGUCCAUCAACAAGACUUCCUGGUCGCUAUGGGUGAGGACGGCGAAGCCGAAGGCAUGCAAAAGUUGCGUUUUCGAAUGCUACAUGCAAAGCUCAUACGUCGAGCACAUCGAUCGGCACGGAUAUCGUCAGAAGCACAUGUGCACCGUAUGCGACUACUCCGACAACAGCAAAAUUUUGGUGGAUUUCCACGAGAAGUAUCAUCACUCGAAACAAAUGGUAAGAUCACUUCGAAUCGUUCCCAACUCUAUUCCCUUAUUUCAGGCGAGAGGACCUGGAACUGGAGCCGUUCUCGACUGCAUGUUCUGCAGAUUCAAGUGCGACGAGAAGAAAAGUCUUGCUCACCACAUCACCGUUCAUCACGGACGCGCUCCUGGAGGCCACGAAAUCGCUCUCACUCUGCUCAUGCCAUUGCUUUGA
This is a messenger RNA of Caenorhabditis sp. 36 PRJEB53466, 2247 nucleotides long. Lineage: Eukaryota; Metazoa; Nematoda; Chromadorea; Rhabditida; Rhabditidae. The record is from the annotation of a GenBank genome assembly.